Triplophysa dalaica is the source of this 552-nucleotide messenger RNA. RefSeq names its product crystallin, gamma N2 (gene crygn2). The record is from RefSeq and is a predicted model, not a curated record. NCBI's taxonomy places the organism in Eukaryota, Metazoa, Chordata, Actinopteri, Cypriniformes, Nemacheilidae. Bases 1 to 552 code for a protein of 183 amino acids. Gene Ontology annotation, molecular function: structural constituent of eye lens. The transcript has 4 exons. Gene Ontology annotation, biological process: visual perception; lens development in camera-type eye.
AUGUCACAGUAUUCUGGAAAGAUCGUGUUUUAUGAAGGCCAGUGCUUCACCGGACAGAGGCUGGAGGUUUUUGGAGACUGUGAUAACUUCCAGGAUCGUGGUUUUAUGAACCGGGUGAACUCCAUCCGUGUGGAGAGCGGUGCUUGGAUCUGCUACGAUCAUCCGGACUUUAAAGGUCAGCAGUACAUUCUGGAGCGUGGAGAAUACCCAGAAUUCCAGCGCUGGAACACCCAUAAUGAUCACAUGGGCUCCUGUAAACCCAUCAGGAUGCACGGUGAGCACUACAGGAUGGAGAUCUUUGAGGGCUGUAACUACAGCGGUCAGUGUAUGCAGCUGUGCGAUGACUGUCCGUUCCUCCAGAGCCGCGGCUUCAACACCAACUGUGUCAACUCCCUCAGAGUCUUUGGUGACGGAGCCUGGGUGAUGUAUGAAGAGCCAAACUUCAGAGGUCGUAUGUACAUCGUGGAGAGAGGAAACUACUGCAGUCAUAAUGAAUGGCAGGCGCAGACCCCCAACAUUCAGUCCAUCCGCAGGGUGGUCAACUACUUCUAA